AUGCUCUCGCGCUCCGCCGUGCAGGCGCUGCGCGUCAGCCGGACGACCGUCGGCUCGACCUCGCGUCCCAUGCUCGCCUCCGCCCUCCCGGCCCGUACCCGCAGCUAUGCGACCGAGGUUUCGAACGGCUCGUGGUCUCCUGAAGAGGAGCUGCUCUUUGGCGGUCCUCCCCCGCCCAAGACCAACACCGACGCUAUCAUGAAGCGUUACACUGGAAAGGGAUUCCCUCGUAUUCCCGGUCUCCGUCAUCUCGUUCAACCCUUCCACCCGCAUCUGUACCAGGGCAAGCCCCUGCGUGAUCUCACGAUUGCACGCAGGCGUAACGGUGGACGCAACUGCACUGGUCGCGUUGUGAACCGUGGUGUUGGCGGUGGACACAAGCAGCGUCUCCGUAUUGUCGACUUUUACCGCCUCGAGCCCGGAACUCACGACGUGGUGCGCAUCGAGUACGACCCGGGACGCAGUGGCCACAUUGCCCUGCUCCACCGCCGUGGUGCCUCCGCUGCUGGCGAGACGCGCGUGUCGGCUGCCGACGGCGCCAUCCUUGCCGAGGUUGAGCCCACGCUUCCCGGUGGAAACACUGAGGCGCGCCUGAAGCGCAACGAGGUCAAGGCCGGUUGGUCGUAUAUCCUCGCUCCUGACGGUCUGCGUGCUGGCGACACUGUCCAGUCGUUCCGUGCUGGUAUCCCCGAGGGUCUCGUGGAGGGCUGGGUCGACCCGUCCAAGGCUGCCGACGUUGUCGACUCGAUCCACUCGACCACCACCCGUGCGCUUGGUCUCCUCCGUUCCAUCACCAUCAAGCCUGGAAACGUCCUCCCCCUCUCGUUGAUUCCUCCCGGAACCAACAUUCACAACCUGUCCACUUCGCCUGAUGGCCGUAUGCAGCUCUGCCGCUCGGCAGGCACUUUCGGCCAGGUCGUCGCCCACCACAACGACGACGGUCACGCUGUGGGUGGUGCCGAGGUUCUCAAGCUCGGCGGCACCAUGGGCGAUGACGGCAAGCGCCUCAAGAAGGCCGGUACCGUGCUCGUCAAGCUCCAGUCGGGCGAGGUCCGUCGUCUUGACCCCACCUGUGUUGCCACUAUUGGUAUGGUGUCCAACAAGGAGCACCAGCAGCGCUCGAUCGCCAAGGCCGGCCGUAACCGCUGGCUGGGCAAGAGGCCAAAGGUCCGUGGUCUGGCCAUGAACGCGUGCGACCACCCUCACGGUGGUGGUCGUGGUAAGAGUAAGGGUGGCAAGCACCCCCGCUCGCGUACUGGCUUGCUCCAGGGUGUGCGUACCCGUCGUCCCAAGGACAAGGACGGUAACAAGGCCGUGGUCAGCCAGCGUCCUCGUGGUAAGAACAGGAGGUAA
Messenger RNA from Apiotrichum porosum, 1353 nucleotides. RefSeq lists its product as uncharacterized. The coding region runs from base 1 to 1353 and encodes 450 amino acids. Gene Ontology annotation, molecular function: structural constituent of ribosome; RNA binding. Gene Ontology annotation, biological process: cytoplasmic translation. Gene Ontology annotation, cellular component: ribosome. The record is from RefSeq and is a predicted model, not a curated record. NCBI's taxonomy places the organism in Eukaryota, Fungi, Basidiomycota, Tremellomycetes, Trichosporonales, Trichosporonaceae. The transcript has 3 exons.